Danaus chrysippus (African queen) is the source of this 3279-nucleotide messenger RNA. The record is from the annotation of a GenBank genome assembly. Lineage: Eukaryota; Metazoa; Arthropoda; Insecta; Lepidoptera; Nymphalidae.
AUGAACGGUGAUAUUGAUGAUAGUUUGACCAAACUGAAUAUGUUCGUGAAAAGAUGGUGGGAAGAUGAUUAUAAGGAAUCGCAAUCGGGCAGCGCGGAAAGAUGGAGCGGCUGCGGGCCGGAGCACAAUCUGGCGCUUCAUCAGAUACUAAAACUUCAAGAGGCGAGAGCACUCCACAAAACUUCAUUACUGCCGCUCUACAAGAAAAACGGCCUCGCCUCGCCAGGAGCUAGUCAAGAUUACGAACAGAUCCAAGAGAAAAAUAUGGAUAACGAAGAAGAAAUGAGAGCCCUGGAUCAAUUGAAGUUGGAAACGGAAUUCAGACGACUCAUGGAGCGGUCGAGUAGAGAUCGGAACGAAGAAUCUCUCAAAUACUUCCAGCACGUGAUGGAAGCCAAAUGUAACCUGGAAUAUUUAAGAAAUAUCCAAGAAAAAGAGUCCAGAGAACAAUUAGAUAAGGAGGUGAACGUCAAAAAAGAGAAACUAUCCCCUAAAUACAAUCGAUACUCACCCGAACAGAAGCUGUCCCCUCAUCAUUCAUCAGCCGAGGCUUCACCUAACCGCAGUGUUCAUAUGUCCUCCCCGUCUAGUUGUAUUUCCACAACCAGUCCAGUAAACUCCUCCCCUUUAAACCAUCUACAAAACAUGCAACCGUUCGAUUUUAGAAAGCAUAAGAUUAACGAAAAUAUCGUCAAAGAAGAAAGAAAGUCUAGCUACGGUAAUAUAUCUUCAGCCGAAAAAGCAGCCGUGGAUGCAGUGAUGAGAAAUCAAUUUUUUAAUUUUCAACUCCCAACAAACCUUCCUAUGCAACCUCUAUCAAUACCUUCGACGUUUUCUCAUCCGGCAGCGAUGGUAGCUGCACUUAGCCAAAAUCCCAUGGGAUUAGCAUCUUUACAAGCUCUUCUACCUCAAAUAUCAUCAAAAACUGUAGAAAACCCUGAGAGUAGAUUAAACUCAUCUUCAAAACAGAGAUCAGAAAAUGUUAGAACAGACGAUGAAAAUGUUCUCAAUUUAAGCAAAGACGUCUAUAGUGAUGCAAAUAAAACGAGAGAUAUGAUGUUAGGAAAGUGUAUCAGCCCACCGAAGAGGCAGUGGGGCGCGUCCCAGAUGCCUCUCAACCUAGGAACACACUUUAUUAACCCCGCCACUGGGAAGAAACGGGUUCAGUGUAACGUGUGCCUUAAGACAUUCUGUGAUAAAGGUGCUUUGAAAAUACAUUUUUCUGCUGUUCACCUGCGAGAGAUGCAUAAAUGUACCGUCGAAGGCUGCAGCAUGAUGUUCAGUUCAAGAAGAUCUAGGAAUAGACACAGCGCUAACCCCAAUCCUAAGUUACAUUCACCACACUUGAGGCGAAAGAUAUCACCUCACGACGGCCGCAGCGCUCAAGCCCAUCCUGUACUGAUUCCUCCUCCGGGCAGCGGCUUGAGUAUACCACCAGUCAUGAACCCUAUGCAUCCGUUCGGAUCAUAUCCUAUACUUAAUUCAUCUCAUAACAUGAGACAGCACGCUUCCAACAUGCUCUUUGAUUACAAAAGCAACGUUAACUUCUCACAAACAUUGGAUCAGGCUCAACACAUGCGAAGGGAAUCCAGUUCAGUAGAAAAUAAAGAUCACGAAGGUCACGGAGACUCAGAUGAAGAUGAUGGCAUCGUAGUCGUGGCUGGUGAUGAUGAUGAUGAUGAUAAUGACAAUAUAACUAACGUGUAUUACACGAGCCUCAAUAAAUCAUCAGUUUCAAUGGACGAUUCAGAAAACGAAUACGACCAAAGAAGCGUUAGCGACAAUAACGAAAACACAGACAGUAUUAAAGAGACAACGAGCCCCGAGGUUAUAAAAAGGAAACGUAAAAACCUUAACCCAACAAGACUGGAAAAGAACUACAUAAGUGAUGAUCACGACAAACAAGACACUAAGCAAGAUAACUACCAAAAUGACGAAGCUCUGAAUUUGAAACGAGUUAAAUGCGAAGAGAAUGUUAAUGGUACUAAUUAUAACGCACCAUGCGAGAACGGAACUAACAUUAAAAUUAAACAAGAACCCACGACGGACACGGACAACGGCGAAAUGAACUUUGGGCCGCAAGACUUAAGGGUCAAAGAGGAAGCUACAGACAAGUGCGAGACAACAAAACAUGAAAGAUUUGACGAAACCAAUAAUGAGUUCUCAACAGAAAAUUCAUUAAAACGAUUAGAGAGUCUCUCGAAGGGGGACUUUCCGAGUGUUACGAAGAAAAUUGAAUGUAACAACCAACUGGGUUCAUACAACAUGAGCUUGAACGAUUCCACAGACUUCUCUGAUAGAUCACCGUCUUCAUCAGUAUCGAGUUACGACUACACUUCUGAUGACAACCACGGACAGAUAUACGGACAUUUUGACAACGGAUUCUUUAUAACUACCAGCGACGUCCCCAUAGAUACUGACAAUCCUCUAAAAUGCAAAGUUUGCGAUAAGCUAUUCCAAAACAUAUACAUACUUAAAACUCACUACCAGAACGUGCAUCUCAAAGUAAUGUACAGAUGCAACAACGAAGGAUGCAAGGCAGCCUUCACGACUAGACGGAACAGAGAUCGACACAAUUCCAAUGCUAAUCUACACAGAAGACUGCUAUCAGAUCAGAAAAUUCACGACGAAUCCCGUGUAUUGGAAAGGUUAAAGGAACAGAUAGAUAUAAUAUUAAAAUUCAACGAAGAAGAACGUGCUGUGCCCUAUAUUGAAUCACAAAAAUAUUACCGCGCUAAAGAAUUGAAUAAACCAAAAAAUUAUUUAGGACAGAUGCCAUUCGGAGCGCCGUACCCAACUAUUCCGAUGCCCGAAACAUAUUUGAACGGUCGCGACAUGUUUAGUCAGCAUCCCUUUCUGUUUACGCCUUUCGGGAUGCUUCCAAACUUUCCUCCCUUACCAUUCGGGUUUCUACCGCCCGGUCUGAACUCUUUUGCGUAUCAAAACCAAAACUGUUCCCCUCCAUUAUCCUUGAAAUUGAACUAUUGCGUAGAAGACGAGGCGCCUCAUCAGAAUAAAGACGGUUACUACCCAUGUCGGGGAUGCAGAGAUAGUUUUAAAGACUUAUCCUGCCUUAAAUUACAUUGUGAGAGCGUCCAUUCACAGCUUCUUCAUAGAUGCUCAGUGGGUGGAUGUACCGCGGCCUUCUUCUCAAGGAGUAAGAGGAAUCUCCACAGUGAGAAGCACGCCAGCCGUCUCCAACUGACCACUCAUAAUAGAUUAAUUAUUUGUAAAAAAAUACGACAUUCCAUAGUAAUAAUGUGCAAUAAAUGUAUAUAA